This is a messenger RNA of Zymoseptoria tritici IPO323, 468 nucleotides long. RefSeq lists its product as uncharacterized. NCBI's taxonomy places the organism in Eukaryota, Fungi, Ascomycota, Dothideomycetes, Mycosphaerellales, Mycosphaerellaceae. The record is from RefSeq and is a predicted model, not a curated record. The transcript has 2 exons. The coding region runs from base 1 to 468 and encodes 155 amino acids.
AUGCGCUUCUUUUCCGUCCUUACGGCAGUUCUACCCGCCGGUCCUGUGGUCGAUGCAGCAAUCUUGCCUGACCUCGACUCCCGCUCCCCAUUGAUCCACGAUAUAAAUCUCCCGAAGCGUCAAACCCAGAGAUGCGGUGUCGCCGGCACUGAUCGAACCAACUGCAGGCCAUUACAAACGAUAGCGUCCUGCAAUGCUGCACGAGCAUCUACACUCUGCAAGCAAAAUACCAGGUGCAAGAGCUAUGCUGUCACCACAGCCAGUAAUGGGGUGCAAUCCUGCGGUCUCUACGCUUUUACUGUCAGCCAGGACGAGCACGACGACUUCGAGACGGGCGACUACAACGACGAGACGGGCUACUACGACGACGAGACGGACUACUAUAACGACGAGGCGGACUACUACUACAACUCGACCGGCAAGCAACACAAGUCGGCGGACAAGCACUACUACAGGGCGACUGAAUAA